Molecule: messenger RNA, 5546 nt
Organism: Anguilla rostrata (American eel)
Lineage: Eukaryota; Metazoa; Chordata; Actinopteri; Anguilliformes; Anguillidae
Product: zinc finger protein 281-like
Exons: 8
Coding region: 530-2917 (795 amino acids)
Biological process (GO): regulation of transcription by RNA polymerase II
Molecular function (GO): DNA-binding transcription factor activity, RNA polymerase II-specific; RNA polymerase II cis-regulatory region sequence-specific DNA binding
Source: RefSeq, a predicted model, not a curated record
AGUUGUCAUAAUCAUAAUUAGAAUAAUGUAAUUUAAUGAGUACGAAAAAACAUGAAGAAUUUAAGAAAUCUGGGAAAAUUAUCAAAAUGUUAGAAAUAAUAUGCUUAUAUGUUCCUGAGACACCCAAAAUAUAAUGGAUACCAUUUCAGAUCUAAAGCUGAGGGAGGUGGUUUAAAGAUGCUGAAUAAUGUGGAAAGGCUGGCGGGGAAGCACCGUCUUCUCCUUCACGUGUGGGGCCACCCGCGUGUCCUUUAACGCAGUUCACUGUCGGCCACUGCUCCCCUGCCCCGGAUCACGGCGCUCGUCUGUCUCCUCGCAGGACCCGUCCGCUAUACCCAUAAUUCCCCGCGCUGAGACAAGAUGGAGGAAAGUAGCAGCUGCAGUAGAACAAUGUUUGGGCUUUGAAGACUCAAAGGAACGACCCAGAGGAAAAAAUACAAGCAGAAAAGGGCCAGCGGUGGUCAUGCACUGUGUAUUUGCAGUGUGCUCCAGUUAAGUUCGCUGCCCGCCCGCCACCGAAGACCCCGCCAUGAGCAUAAUCCAAGACAAGCUAGGCAACGAGUUCCUGCGCAACGGGGCGAUGGAGCCCAACUUCGCGCCGGGCAUGCUGAUGUUCAGCCACCUGCCGCCCGUCACCAGCUUCACACGCAUGGCGGCGGCGCAGUCGGCGCUCCACGAGCUGGCCCCGCCGGAGGUGGUGCUGAAGAAGGAGCGGGACUCGCCCGACUGCGGCGCCAGCGACUACGGUCACGCCGCCAUCAAGCAGGAGAAGCUGACGGAGCUGGACUACCGCCUGCCGCUCUACCCGGGCUGCUCGGCCAAGGGCGCCGACCUGCUGAUGGAGGCGUCGCUCGGCAACCACCACCAUCACCACCACCACCACCACCACCACCAGCAGCAGCAGAACCUGCUGGCGCACGACCUGAGCCUGGGCAACCUGUCACAGAGAUUGGUGAAAGAGCCCUCGGGGAGGAGGGGUCGGAGGUCAAACGGCGACGGCCAGGAGGGAAAGCCCCGGAGGAAGCGGGGAGACUCCUCAAAGUCGAUGAUGCUGGACGGCGAACUGGGCAGCCUCUCGCCCGGCUCCAAGCCGCACAUCUGCGAGCACUGCAGCGCCGCCUUCCGCAGCUCCUACCACCUGCGCAGACACGUGCUCAUCCACACGGGAGAAAGGCCUUUCAGGUGCAGUCAGUGUAACAUGAGCUUCAUCCAGAAGUACCUUCUGCAGCGGCACGAGAAGAUACACAGUGGUGAGUCCUGGGAUGAGUGGGAUAACUACUCUGAUUAUGACCGUGAUACCAUGGAGAGGCACAAGAGGACUCACAGUGGAGAAAAGCCAUACAAAUGUGACACCUGCCAACAGUAUUUUUCCAGGACGGACCGGCUGCUGAAGCACAAGAGGACCUGUGGAGAAGCCAUAAAGAAGGGGCUGGACCCGGGGGCCCUGGACCAGGGCCUGGGUGACAUGGGGCAGGGCGGCUACGGCCUCACUCAGGGAAACGCCGGCACCUCCGGCCGCCGGAAGGGCAAGCCCAAAGGGGAGGGGGGCGAGCGCAAGCGGAGGAAGGGCGCGGGCGGAGAGGCGGGGCCUGGGCCGGGGGCGGGGGCAGGGGACCCGGGCCUGCAGGGCUACGAUGCGUCGGGCAGCGGCCUGCACGGGCGGGCCCCGAAACUGCUCUUCAAGAAGGUCAACCGCAAGGGCCCCGACAAGGACCCCGCCCACAAGGUGGGGCCCCUGGGCGGGAUGGACGGCCUGGCGCUCCUGCAGGGCCCCGAGGCCAAGCAGGCCCCGCCCAGCAGCAACUACGACGACGCCAUGCAGUUCCUGAAGAAACGCCGCUACCUGCACGCGGCCGCCAACAGCGCCGACUACGAGGUGGGCGUGGCCCACCUGUCCCAGCAGCCCACGGUCAUCCAGGGCGCGGUGGGCGGGGCCCUGGACGGAGACCACGCCCCGCUGGGCCUCCUGGACUCGUCCCCCAUGGGCGGCGGCGGCGGCGCCGACCCCAAGCACGACAAGUCGGGCAUCCCAGACGAGGUCCUCCAGAGCCUGCUGGACCACUACUCCCAGAAGGCCGAGGGGCCGCACGACGUGCCCUUCGACCUGGGCGGCGACCAGCACGUGGAGCUCCACCCGGCGGCGCAGCAGGCGCCCGAGGGCGGGGACGAGGAGGACAAGGUGGGCGAGAAGGCGGUGAUCAUGCACGAGUACUCGCGCUUCCUGCUCCAGGCGCUGGAGCGCACCAGCCACGGCGGCGGCUUCCUGCCGGCGCCCAGCGGGCCCUUCGCCGGCCCCGCCUCCUCCGCCGCCAGUCCGCCGCUCUUCUCCGACAAGCACGUCUACGCCGCGACCCCGCUGGAGUGCGGCUUCGGCCACGCCCUCGCCUCGGCCCCGCCCCCGGGCCCCCUGCCCAAGCCCCACUUCGGGAUGCUGCUGGCGGGCCCCUCCUCCUCCUCGUCCUCGUCCUCCUCCCAGCCCGGCUUCCACCUGGGCGGCCUGGACCCCGCCCACCAGCAGCUCACCCCCUCUCAGGAGCUCACCGAGCAGCUGGAGAAGCAGCCCUCGCCCGGCGCCUUCCAGAUCCCGCCCCCGGACCUGGGCGGGCACAAGGACGCCCCGCCCAAGGGCAGCUCCGCCUACCAGCUCCCCGCCCAGGACCUGGCCCCCAUCGACCCCUCCAAGGGCGUGGACCUCCGGCCCCCCUACCAGAUCGAGAACUUCGCCCAGGCCUUCGGGUCCCAGUUCAAAGCGGGCGGCAGGGUCCCCCUGGGGUACAGCCCUGACUCGGGCGCGGAGGUGGACCACAGGAUAAGGACACCCGUUCCGGAAUUCUCAGGUUACACUAGUUUGUUAGCUGAUGUCAAUGAGCCAGUUAGUUCAAGAUCCAAGACUCCCACAAGCCAAAGCUACAGGUAAGAUCUGAAGGACGGUAGAGACCUAGUUUUGGAGGUUUGUUCAUUAAAAAUUUUUUUUUUUCCUUAUGUUUAUUAUUAUUAAUAAAUUUUUUUAAAAAAUAAGGCUAUGUUUUAAUUAUUACACUGCCAUUAUAAUGUUUGUAUAAAAUUGUACCGGAAUGGGUCUGUGUGACCUCCUUCAAAUGCAAUGUUUUUAUUUUUUAUUUUUUUUAUUUUUUCCUCUCCGUGUUUAGUCGAUUUUAUUCAUUAGUGUAAAAUUAGGUCUGGUCAUUAACCGAUAGAUGGAAAAAGUACUUUUUAAGCAAAAAUGUAGUGUAGCAAAGGACUGGCUUGACAUUUCUUUUUCCCCACGAACCUACGUGUUUUAGCAAUCAACUUUACAAUUGUGAAAAAUAAUUAAUAAUGAUAAACGAUGGCAGGGAACAGCCCAGAUAUGAAAUGGCAAAAAAAUAAAAUAAAGAUAUUGUCUGUUACAAGGAUUUAAAGUAUAACUCAGGAAAAAAAGUGUAAUAAGGAGAAUUUUAUUGCGAGAUGCAGCAGGAGCACUCUUUGUUUUAAUUAUUGUCAUUUUUCUUUUUUUUAGCGCUGUUCGUUUGCAAGUGCAACAGAGGGUUUUUUAAAUUUUUUAUUCCUUUACAAUCGAGUGCGAAAAACGAGGAAGCUGCCUGUUUGGUUACACUAAGAACACUUUCCUCUUAGCUGAAUGGAGGUUACGGUACUUCUCGUCAAUGUGAAACACUCGCGUUUCUGUCAGCAAGGGCCAUGCGUAUUUAUAAAGUGUAUGCGAGCGAGGGGGGGAUGACGGCGAUGUGAGGAAGGAGGGGAAUUUGGAAAAAAGAAGGACCCCCGGGGUCAGUUUCGGAGGAAGGGGGCGGAGUCGCCGUUCCGUUCGUCACAGGAUUUGGGUCAUUUAAAAAAAAAAAAAAAAAAGAGACACUGUUACCAUGGCGUGCGGACUGGGGGAGGAGCUUUGCAUCGCGAAACUCUUACCUGCGCGGGCCACGCCCCCCCUCCCCCGCGACCGAAACCCUCCUUAGCGAUUGCGUAGCGACGCUGGCAGGAGAUGUUUCUGAAGAUUUUUUCUCUCCCUAAGUUCGUCUCCUCCUCUUACUUCCUCCACCUUUCCUUUCUUAUCGAGCACUUCUUUCCCCCAGUUUAAAAAUUUUUUUUUUAAAGAAACAUUCAGAUAGUGGAUAUUAAAAACAGAGAGAGAGAGGACUGACUUGCUUUUAAAAAGAGAUGUUGGUUAGGGCCGCCAGUUGUUCGAGGAUAAGGUGUCAGGCGAUUGGUGUAGGGGCGGGCGGGGAUUGGGUGGGACGGGGGGUGGGUGGGGGGGGGAUUGUGGGCGGGGGAGGGGAUUCUUAGUUUUGGAAUGGCCUCGUGAGGCACUCUGGGGAUGGGGUGGGUGGUUUUGGGGAGGUGGGGAGGGGGGGGGAUUUGUUUUUGCGUUGUCACCUGGAUGUUAUCAGAUAUGUAAAACAGGUUAAAUGGGGACGAGGACCUCUUUGUAAAUUUAUAGCCAUUUAAUCAGGUAAGUGUAAAAGUGUUGCCCAGAGACCAUUGUACCACUGAACACAAAAACCGAUGCAUUGAGCGCAAGUGGAUGCAACUGUAAUUUGUUUGGAAAAAAUACAAAUAAAACCCUACAUCCUGUUACUUCACAACGAGCCAAAAAACAUAAAAGAAAAAAAUGGUCAGAGAUAAAAAUAUUUUUAAAAAAAUCAUCACUUUUUUUUUUUUUAAAGAAAUGUUUGAGGGAACCCCAAUGUGCAUGCCUAAUGAAGGAUAGUGUUAGGUUUCGAUGGCAGUUCUUCAGUUUGUAAGCGGAGUAAUGGUUGCUUUGUCUUCCACUGCUGCUGGGUUGUUUUUUUUUUUUUUUUUUUUUUUUACAGCAACGCGAUUGUCCGUUCGGUUUUUAUUUUCCCAGCCCCUCCUCCCAAGCCUCUGACUGACAGAGCCCUAAAACGUAGCCCGAGACCCCUCGGCUAUGAUGUCACAGGGAACAAAGACUGACCGCUCGAAUCAUGCUCCAUGUUUUAACGACGUGAGAAAAAGAAAAAGGAUGAAAUUGACCUUUGUAUACCUCAUAUCACUGUUUAGGCAUGGCCAGGGACUGGUUUUUUUCCAUGUAUGUAGCGCAGAUACUGUGGUAGGUUUUGAAUCACAUUACAAACUGUAAACAGUGUUUGCAAUUGCAGAAGGAAAAAUGGGUUCAUUUUUAAAGUACUAUAAUACCUUUUGGCUCUAAAGCAUUAUUGCCAAGCAGUGUUUAAGCCUGUGAUUACCACAAUGAAUUUUCUUCUUUCCAUGUAUUGUUUUAUUUUUUUUUCCUUCGAAUUGCCAUAUUGUGUUUUAACGAUCUAGACAUGUUUACAAAAAUGUACAAAAAACACUAAAAAUGUGUGUUUUUUUAUUUUCUUUUUUUGUGCUCAGAUCCGCAUGACAUGAACGAUUUUUUGUACGUUUUUAUUGGUUGUCACCACCACACCGAACCUGUAGCAAAUGUCUUCUCGCUCUCCCGUCUUAUUUUGUCAUUCUUACUUUGUUCUGGGUUCUUGUGAUAUGAUUUGCAUUUAAAUGAGUUUAUAAAUGAUUAGAAAAUAAAAAAAUAAAAAAUUCUUAUCAGCAAA